GAUUCAAACUGACGCUGUUGUGUUGGGAAUCAUAUUACUAAUUUUGUUAAUCUUCUGUCCCAUACAUGUACGCAGACCAUAACUCAAAAUUUGAUGACAGUUCUUAUCAAGGACAUGAAGUUGUUGAUUCUGCAGAUGAUUCGGAUGAACCAGUCGAUCCCGAAUUCAUUAAUCUUUUAGAAGAUAUUGAAGGUAAUGAACAUGAGAACAUCGAUCUGUACUCCGUUUUGGGUGUUGACAAAAAUGCAUCGGCAGCUGAUCUGCGCAUGGCAUACAAACGUCUUUCCCUGUUGUUCCAUCCGGAUAAGCAUUCUAUUUCGACACCAGAAGAUAAUGAGAAAAUUAAUUCAAAUUCAUCUGAUGCGGUGGCUGCAUUCAGUCAAAUUGCUUCAGCUUAUGCGAUUUUAAGCAAUCCUGAACAACGUGCUAUUUAUGAUAGUUUUGGUUAUAGAGGGUUUGCAAAUGCAGGGGUGGCAAAUAGCGAGUUUUCAAAAAUCAGCACCUGAACUUCGUUUGGAAUAUCUUCUUUUGAAAGAAAAAGCUCGAGUUUCAAAGCAACUUCAGUUGACACAACCAACCUCGGAGUUUUCUCUUGGCUUAGAUUUAACGGAUGUUUUUGAUCGUUAUUUGAAGGUUAGUUGAUAUAAUAGAUAUUGGAUAGGUCCUCAAAAUUUUUCAAUACUUUACUGUUUAUGUUGAAACUGCUUAGGAUAAAGGUGUAGAACAUCUGAUUUUAUUCUCUUAUCUGUAAAAGUUCGUGAAGCAUAUUAGGAAAGUCAGGAGGAUUGUGUAGACGUCAAAUUCUUGGUCAUAAAUCGUUUCAAGUCACUUUUCGUGUAUGUUGAUACCGCCAAGUGAUUAGUGUCGAGGCUAAACGUAUUGUAAUAAACAGAUGUGCUGAAUCAGUCGAUAGUAAUGUAAAUCCUCAUUGACUGAUAUUUUUAGGACAUGUAUUACCUGCAUCUAAACACCACCCACCUCAACGCACAAUGUUUGCUGAGGUUGGAAGAAAGCUAGGGUUCAGCUAAACCAAAAGAUGACAUCAGUUCACGAAAUUAUUGACUAUUGGGUUUAGCUCUAUCAGUAGAUCCGGACCACCGGGUUUGAAUCAAUGAGAUAACUGAAAUCAAUCGUUAGGCGGCGUUGCUCAGAAUCGACUACAAUUGUGCAGAUGUAAAUAAAAUCAACUAUUUUGUUCAAAGAUGAUUUCUUGUGCAACAUGCAUUUGUAUGAGCCACCAGAGGAUCGUUCAUUGAUUCCAAUUCCAUCAAUUUAUGAGCUUUCUGUUGCUCAAUCUAUCAAUGCUGGUAUCAGCAUAAAAAACUCAGUAAGUUUAGCUGGUCAGGUGACAGCCCAUAAUGGUGUAGGGAUAGGGACAUUUCUUGCUAUAUGGCGGCAUCACUGCUCCAGAAAUUCAAUUUUCGGUCCAACUACAAUCGAUACCGAGUUUUCUUACGGUCGCGCUGGUCGUGGAUUGGGUACUGGUAUACGAGCAAGGCGAACUUUUGGACAGCGUCUCCAUGGUAGUUUAGGUUUAUCUCUAGCUAGUUUAUAUGAAAGAUCUCCCAAGUCGAGUAUAAAUCUAAUCCCUGGUAUUUCUGCUGGUGUAAAUGUCCAGUUGUUAUCUCAUGUACAUGCACACUUGGAGUUACGUUGUCUCAUGAAUCCAGGUAUAUCGAGUGAAUUGUUCUUUACUUCUGCUGACGGUGAGUAUAAUGCCCGAAUUUCAAGUAAACUUAACGCAUCCGGUUAUGCAAGCCUUUCCCUGUUACUAGAAAAGUCCGUCUCGUGGACUUGGCUAAAUCCACCUCGAGGAUCUGGUGUAAUUGAUAAAGAAAAUGUUCCUGGACCUGAUUGUGAAUGGGCAGAUUCAGAUAAUUGUGAUUUGGAACAACAGCGACGCGGUAAAGGCAAUAUAUCAUGCACCAUUGGUGUUAACACCACAGACAUUGGUGAAUUCUCUCUAGGUGCACAAUGUCAAAUUUCCGCUCAUUCUAGAAUCGCAGGUCAGAUUCGUCUGAGCAUUCAAAAAGGUGUAACUGUUAAAAUUAGCCUUUUACGAGGUACUCAGACAUAUUCUUUUCCUUUUAUUCUGUCUGAUCACCCUGACAGAGUUGCUUUUGGUUACGGUUUAAUUUUCCCCAUACUUGCAUUUUCGGCUAUUCGCAUGUUGGUCUAUGAACCUUAUCUAUCUCGUCAGUUAAAAAUUGCACAAAAGUUUCGAAGAGCUAAACUGCGCGAAGAACUGAACAGAAAACGCCGUGAAGCAUUGUCCACUCAGGAACUCAUGAGGAGAGCUGCAUCACGAAGUAAACGGAAUGAAAUGUCUAUUUCCGGUCUUAUCAUCGAUCAGGCAAUAUAUGGUUGCCUUUCACCAACCUCUGAUCCCACUACUUUAUCUGAUGCUGGUGGUCCACUUACGUUUGAUGUGACUAUACCCCUCCAAGCUAUGAUAGAAAAAAGUCACUUACGCUUACCACCUGGUCGGUGGUGUGAUUUCCAAGGUUUCUAUGACCCCUGUGUUGGUUUGUUAGAAAAUCCACGUCAACUUCGUGUGUCAUAUACUUUCCAUAAUUUUCCUCAUGAGGUCACUGUCAAUGAAAAUCAAGGUCUAGCUAUCCCAAUGUCCAAGCAUAAAGUUGAAAUUCCUUAAUUCAUGUAAAAUUAUCUCCGCGUUGUCUUUCAACUUAGUUAAUAUAUUAUCUCCACUGUGCAACCUUUCGUAGGAAUCUUGACGUACUUCACUGUUGCACGUUGUUGUCAUUACUCUCUUGUAAUCCUAUCGUUUUCAUUUUGUUUGGAAAUUGAGCACAACACUAUCUGUUUGGUCCUUGCAUUCUACAGAUGAAAGCAUUUAAUCCAGUGAUUACCUCUGUUGAUCUUGAUUGUAGAUAAAAUAAUUUUUAUUCUGAAUAUAUUUUCCCAAUUCAUUAUAAUGAAGUUGCACAUCUUUUCAUUUAUGUUCUAUGCUAGUUAGCUGUACAGUUAUUAAAUAAUGUUCAUAGAUAAAAACAACACUUGAUCCUUUUUAUUAUUUCUUGAAUUUACUUCAUGAAUUGCUAUGGUUGUUUGAAAGUGGAAAUUAGUCACACACACACACACUCAACGUUAAUCCAACCUUGGGUCAUAAAUAACCUAGUGAUCAUAGGCUUCGUGUUCUCUAAAAAGAUGUCGCUAAGAGCCCAAGGAAACUGCUUGCUCUCAAAAGUUCUAAAGCAUACUUGUUAGCAAUUUUUGAUUAAGCUCUUUUUAUACAAAUUUUGAUCAAUUUCAUUUUUAAUUUGUAAGAAAAAGAUAAAUGUAUCAUAAUCGUAGUAGGAUCGAAAUCUACACUUUCGGUGCAUGGCUAGAGUUUGGUAAAAAUGUGUCGCUAAGGAAUAUGUGUUAAUUCAAUAACAAGAAUGAAGUAUCCAAUUGCGCCAAACAAUUCCGAUGUUUUUUAGUUCUGGUAAAUGGUCUGAUCACAAGCAGAACUUUAUGGAAUUCAAAAUAAUUAACCUCUUUGAUCAAAUUGGACAAUAUAUUGUAACAUAGUCCCGAUUAACUUUGUCUUCUCAUCCUAUUGUCUAAAAAAAUGCAUAAGCAAUCGUUAUUUUUGAAUAAAGUUAAUCAGUUUUAUUGAUUACGCUUUAUGAUUAUGGGCCAUAUAAACUACAAGGUGGA
Schistosoma mattheei is the source of this 3663-nucleotide messenger RNA. NCBI's taxonomy places the organism in Eukaryota, Metazoa, Platyhelminthes, Trematoda, Strigeidida, Schistosomatidae. The record is from the annotation of a GenBank genome assembly.